CAUGACCCUCUCCUAUUUUGACACCUGUCCUGCCCCUGCUGGGGUUAGAGGAGCAGCAACUAGAAGGGGAUGAUCACCUAAGCCUCUGAUUUUCCACCAUGGGCAGUAAGAGCAGCAAACCUGAGUCGGAGAACACUUCAGAGAACAGCGAAACAGAAAGUCAGACCAAAGCAAAAGGAAAGAAAAAUAAGAAGGAUAAAAAAGGAAAAGGUGAUAAGUCUGAUGAUGAAAGCAAAUCAAAAGAUAAAAAAACGAAAAACAAAAAGAAUAAAAAAGGCAAAGGUGAUGAGGAUGGUGAUGAAAGCAAAUCGGAAGACCCAAUACCGAAAGACAAGGAGGAUAAAGAAGACAAAGGUAAUGAGGAUGGAGUCGAAAGCCAACCAGAAGACAUAAAAGAGAAAGACAUGAAGGAUAAAGAAGACAAAGGUGAUAAGUCUGAUGAUGAAAGCCAAUCGGAAGACAUAAAAGCGAAAAAGAAGAAAGGCAAAAGUGAUGAGGAUGGUAAUGAAAGCCAAGCAGAAGAUAAAAAACAGAAAAAGAAGAAGGAUAAAAAAGGAAAAGGUGAUAAGUCUGAUGAUGAAAGCAUAUCAGGAGAUAAAAAACAGAAAAAGAAGAAGGAUAAAAAAGGCAAAGGUGAUAAGUCUGAUGGUGAAAGCCAAUCGGAAGACAUAAAACCGAAAAAGAAGAAGGAUAAAAAAGGAAAAGGUGAUGAGGAAGGUGAUGAAAGCAAACCAAAAGAUAAAAAAACGGUAAGGCACAGGCACCUCCACUCCAACCAGAGAAAAGUAAAAAGGAUAAGAAAGGCAAAAGUGAUAAGUCUGAUGAUGAAAGCAAAUUGGAAGAUAAAAAAGCGAAAAAGAAAAAGAAGAAGAAGAAACGCAAAGGUGAUGAGGAUGGAGACGAAAGCCAACAGCCUCCUUCUGACUCUGAGCUCAAAGCCACAAAGAUCCAGGCCUGGUGGCGGGGCACGCUGGUGCGCCGCGCGUUGUUACAUGCUGCUCUGAGAGUUUGGAUCAUUCAGUGCUGGUGGAGGAAGAUAAUGAUGACUCUGCAGGAAGAGAAGCAAAAGGCAGCAUUGCUGUUGUACAUACAGAAAAUAAGGGCCAUUGUGAAGCUGCAGUCCUAUAUACGAAUGUGGCUUGUUCGACAGCAAUACUCUCGAUUAUGCACUGCUGUUCGCAUUACCCAGGAUUAUUGGCGUAAUCAUGCUCACCCGGCCCCUGGAUUUUUCCAGGGCAGCUAUGAGCUCAGAGAAAAUCAGCUAAAACUUCAUCUUGACAUUUCUAUGGGAUCACACAUUUGUCGGAUCACAGAUUGCAUCCCCUUCCCAAUAAAGAACUGACCAGGUCUGCUCCAAA
Molecule: messenger RNA, 1358 nt
Organism: Ictidomys tridecemlineatus (thirteen-lined ground squirrel)
Lineage: Eukaryota; Metazoa; Chordata; Mammalia; Rodentia; Sciuridae
Source: RefSeq, a predicted model, not a curated record